AUGGAAGGAAUGGCAUCAAUAGCGUUGUUACUAGAUGGGUCAAUCUCGGGUCAUUUUGUUCAACUUCCCGAGUCCGUUUAUUACCAGAUGGGUCAAUCUCGUCUUUUCGUCUCAACUUCAUAUCUCUCUGUAAAGCAACCGACAACUUCAUAUAAGAAUCACAAGGGAAGGAUACUUGAACCAGUAGAAAAGCUGAAGGGUGGAUUAAGGAGCCGAAGUCCUAGACCAAGGUAUAGAGAUGAAUACAAGGGCUACAGGAGGAUAAGUCGCAGCAGUAGUAGGGACAGGUCUCCUCCACGUAGGAGUAGGUCACCUUCUAGAAGCAGAAGCCCUGAAGGAGGAGGAAAUGAGAAAGCAUCAACAUCAUCACCCUAUUCCCAUGGUAGAGCUAAUUCCAGAAGCCCUUUGCAGCGUUCUGAUUCCAAUGGUUUUCCUGGACCAAUGGGGUUGAUGAGUACUAGUCAUUUGGAACAAGAAGCUGCAGUACUUGCUUUGUCAACUUUGAUGACCAUAGCUCCUGCAGAAGUUUAUGCAGAAUUUGAAAAGGUUGCAGCCACUAAGAAUGUAUCAGCUUUUUUAGCAUCUGUUGGAAAGUGA
This is a messenger RNA of Lactuca saligna, 597 nucleotides long. The record is from the annotation of a GenBank genome assembly. NCBI's taxonomy places the organism in Eukaryota, Viridiplantae, Streptophyta, Magnoliopsida, Asterales, Asteraceae.